Molecule: messenger RNA, 1173 nt
Organism: Tetrahymena thermophila SB210
Lineage: Eukaryota; Ciliophora; Oligohymenophorea; Hymenostomatida; Tetrahymenidae
Product: Ibr domain protein
Exons: 1
Biological process (GO): protein polyubiquitination; ubiquitin-dependent protein catabolic process; positive regulation of proteasomal ubiquitin-dependent protein catabolic process
Cellular component (GO): ubiquitin ligase complex; cytoplasm
Molecular function (GO): ubiquitin protein ligase activity; ubiquitin conjugating enzyme binding
Source: RefSeq, a predicted model, not a curated record
AUGUAGUAGUAGUAGUAAUAGUAAAAAACAUAAACCUUGGAAAUAAAUGAGUAAAAUAAAAGUGCAAAUAUUGGAAAGCAUUAUACAUGCAAGAUUUGUUUAGAAUAAAUAGACUUUAAAUAAUAUACAAUGCCGUGUAAAUGCCUAAUUUGUGGUAAUUGUUGCCUGCAAUAUCUGUUAGUUCAAAUAGAAAAUAUAGAUUUCUAGAUUAAUAAAAAGAUUAAAUGCCCUAACCAUGGAUGUUAAAAUGAUUUCUUAGUAGAAUAGUAUAGAGAGCAUACACUUUUUUCAUAAUAAUUUCAAAUUCCCUAGAUUCAUUUAUUAGAUGAUAAGUUGUUAAUAAAGCACCUUUAGAAUGAUCCUUAAGCAAGAAACUGCCCUAAUCCAAAAUGCAAAUAUUAUGGCUUGCUUCCUUUAAAUGUUAAAUAAUGCAAAUCAAAUACAUUACAAUGCGAUUUAUGCAAUACUGAAUGGUCUGACGCCUCUUUGCCAAAUAAAUCAAAAUCUCUAUUUUAAAUGUUAAAAAAUAUCAUUUUCUAGAAGAAUGAAUUAUUUUCUGAAGUACAUAAAAAAAUAAUGGCUAAAAGAUGUCCUCGUUGUGCAAUACCUAUAACUAAAUAUGGUGGAUGCUAUCAUAUGAUAUGCCGAAAGUGUAAUUUUGAAUUUUGCUGGUAUUGCUGUUAGCAGUACACAUCUCAUUCAAUGUAUAAAUGCAUAUUUUACAUAGUGCUUGAAAACAUCAUUUUUUUUUUUACAGGAUUGAUUCUUAUUUAUUUUACUGGCUUACACACAUAUAUCAUUAAUUUAAUAAUUUAAAUAAUGAAAUUUGUCCUGUCUGCUUUUCUACAUAACAUCUUAAUAUUACUAUUUUACCUCUUUGCUUAAUUCUUUAUGGAGGUGUUUAAAAUUAAAUAUGAAAUAAACUUACAGCUUAUCAGAUAUGGAUAUGAUAAGAGUGGUUAUCUAAGCAGUUAAAAGAAAAGAAAUUUCCAUUUGACCAUACUAACUGGUUGCUUAUUCUUACUAUGCCUAGGUUUUAUAACUUAUUUUUUUUACUCGAUUUUUCAGAUUGUAAGAUUUAUUAUCCUAGAAAUAGUCACAUUAAGCUCUCUUUAUUUUUUAUACAAUUUUAUGCACUUUGUGUGGCAAACAUGGAUGAGAUACAUUUACUGA